AUGGAUAAAUUUACUAAUAUUUGGUCCAUAUUUAUUUCUAAAAGUAAACAUGCUUAUAUUUUCUUAAGUAAUAUUAAUGAGGGUAGAAAUCAAAAUUUUUAUCCUAAUAAUAGCAAUUAUAGCAAUAAUAAUUUAUCUAAUGAAACUUUUAAAAUAAAUAACGUGCCUUUCAAUAAGCCUGAAUCAGAAUAUAUUCAUGAUAAUAAUCAUAAUUCUGAUACAACUGAUGACUCCUAUCUGUUAACAGAUUUUGAUUUGAGUUUUCCUGAUACUUUUAUUCAUACAGACCAGUUUGCCAUGAAUGAUAAUACCUCAGAUAUAGAAAAUAUCCCUUCUCCUUCCCUUUCAAACAGUAAUAAAAAUCGUCUUUAUAAAAUUGUGUUGAGUACUGGUAUAAUGGUAAUAAGUUUAUGUGUUGGAAUACUUUUUAUAUACCUCAGUAAUGCUUCAUCUAUAAUGAGAACUUCUGUGAGUGACACAUAUUCUAAUGUUCAACAAGGUCGAAAUCCUUCGGAUUUAUUUAAUUUUAAAAGACAAGGUAUAAUCCAGCCCGCGAAUUUUUCUCAUAGCUUGACAUACAAUUCAGAAGUAAGAAGAUCUUCCAAAAAAUUGUAUGAAUUGUUAUCAGGUUCCGAUACCUCCUUUUAUGACGAUGAAAAUAUGAUUUUAGGUACAACAUGGUUUACCAAAAAUGUCUAUUCAAGACAACCUUAUGUCGCUAAUGGUUACAUAGGAUCGAGGUUACCAAAUGUAGGGUUUGGUUACGCUUUAGAUACUUUGAAUUUCUGGUCUGACGAACCAGGCACUUUAAAUAACGGUUGGCCCUUAAGAAAUCAAAGGUACGCAGGCUCAUUUAUCUCAGAUUUCUAUAGUCUUGAAAGCACUUUAAAUUCAACUAAUUUUCCAGAAUUGGAUGAUUUGGGUUACUCUACUGUAAUAGCGUCUAUCCCAGAAUGGACAAAUUUACAAAUUAAAGUGACUGACCGGCAAAGGAUUAUUAACCAUACAGCUUGGUUCAAUCCCGUAGAUGUUCAACUUGAUGAUAUUUCCAACUAUAAUCAAAACCUGUCCAUGAAGGAUGGAAUUGUCACUACUGAAAUGGAUUGGUACAAUAAAUUGAUUCAUAUUAAAAGUGAGGUUUGGGCUCAUCGCAGAAUUCAUCCCCUAGGUGUUAUGAAACUGGAAAUCUCACUUAAUAUCGACCAAAUUGAUGAUCAUGAUGGUGGUGGUGCUGGAAAUUUUGAUCAUUUGGAAAUUGAUAUAUAUGAUAUCUUGGAUUUUAAAACUUCAGAGAGAACGGUAUUAAAAGAAUUGGCCAUCGAUGAAAAAAAUGAUGCUAUUUAUAUUACCGUACAGCCGAAUAAUGUACCAUAUUCUAAUGCAAGUAUUUAUUCCACCUGUGUCAUUAAAACUAAGAAUUCCAAUAUGACAGUGGAGAAAUUAUUUCAAAAAGAAGAAAAUAAAGUAUCUCUAGCCAGAAAAACAAUAUUAUCAAGAGAUUCGCCUUCAAUCCAGAUAGAAAAAUAUGUUGGUAUUAUGUCAUCAGAAUUUCAAACGAAUAUUAUCUAUGAAAAUUGUUCAACGCUAGAAGUAGCUAAAGAUAUUGUUUUGGAACAUAAGGGGAAGUAUAAUGAAUUACUAUCAUCUCAUAAAAAGGCAUGGUACGCACUUUAUAAUGAUGCAUUUAUUGAAAUUCCUUCUGAUGCACUACUUGAGAUGACAGCAAGAUCAUCACUUUACCAGUUGCUAGCAAAUACUAGGCAUUAUAACGUUUCAGAGAGAGGAUUGCCAGUAGGUGUCUGUGGUCUCUCUUCUGAUUCUUAUGGUGGCAUGGUAUUUUGGGAUGCCGAUAUAUGGAUGGCACCAGCUUUAUUGCCAUUUUUUCCAAAAGUUGCACAAAAUAUGAACAAUUACAGAAACUCAACACAUCAACAGGCUCGGUUGAACGCUGAAAGGGCAGGUUAUUCAGGUGCUGUUUAUCCAUGGACUUCUGGAAGAUAUGCAAAUUGUACUUCUACUGGACCUUGCAUUGAUUAUGAGUAUCAUAUUAAUGUUGAUAUUGCAUUAGCUACUUUUUCAAUUUAUAUGAAUGGGGCUACAGGGAUAGACGAUAACUAUUUAAAAUACACAACGUGGCCGAUUGUCCGUGAUGCUGCUCAAUUUUUUACUGAAUAUGUAAAAUAUAAUGAAACUUUGAAGCAGUAUGAAACUUAUAAUUUGACUGAUCCUGAUGAAUAUGCGAAUAACAUUAACAAUGGUGCUUUUACCAAUGCUGGCAUUAAGACUUUGUUAAAAUGGGCUAUAGAUAUUGGAAACCAUUUAGGGGAGUCUGUUGAUGAAAAGUGGGAAGACGUAUCACAUAAUAUACAUAUACCAAGGUCUAAAUCUAAUAUUACACUAGAAUAUUCAGGAAUGAAUAAUACUGUUGAAAUUAAACAAGCUGAUGUAACAUUAAUGGUAUACCCUCUAGGAUACAUUAACGAUGAAUCAAUUCUGUAUAAUGCAAUCAAGGAUCUCUAUUACUAUUCUGAAAGACAAUCGGCUUCUGGUCCUGCAAUGACAUAUCCUGUUUUUUCUGCUGCAGCUGCUAGUUUAUUAAAUCAUGGUUCAUCAUCACAAAGCUAUCUUUAUAAAUCGGUAUUACCUUAUUUACGACAGCCUUUUGCUCAAUUCAGUGAGCAGGCUGACGAUAAUUUUCUCACUAAUGGAUUUACACAACCAGCUUUUCCAUUUUUAACAGCCAAUGGUGGAUUUCUUCAAAGUAUUUUAUUUGGUUUAACAGGAAUAAGAUAUUCUUAUGAUGUUGAUCCAUUAACUAAACGAAUGUCAAGGGUAUUAAAAUUUAACCCUAUGCAACUGCCUUUGAUGCCAGGUGGAUUAGCAAUACGAAAUUUUAAAUACAUGGGUCAAGUUUUAGACAUAAUUAUUGAUGACUAUAACGGUACAAUUGUUCACAAAUAUGGGAAUAAGCCCAUUAAAAUUUUAGUUCCUGAGAGAUUGCUAAGUGUUGAUCGUGAUAUUGAUGUAUACACAAGAUCAACUGAUGAAUACAACCCAGUUCACCAUAAUGAAAGCAAAUCUCAUCAAACAGCUAGCUUGAAUAACACUGGUCAGUAUUACAUUCUAAAUCCAAAACAAGAAUUCGUUCUACCCUUAUUUAAGCCAGGGCUUAAUAUUGCCAACAACAUUGCAGAAAAUCAAUAUAUUACUAAUUUAACUGCAGGUGUGGCUGGAGAUGUAAGCUUCUCAGCUAUUGACGGCAAUAAUUACACACACUGGCAACCUUUGGAUAAGGAAGCUGAGGGUAGACUAUUAAUUGACUUAGGAAGGGGAAAUGCACAAAAAAUCAUAAAAGGCACGGUUUUGUGGGGACAAAGACCUGCAAAAUAUCUCUCAGUGUCAAUUCUCCCUCAUAGUGAUAUCAUUGAGCAGAUUAUAUCAAAUAUAACUUCUAUCUUAGAAAAAUCGUCCUUAGUUACUGUUAAACAAACUAUUAAUGAAUUAUUAAAAAACAUUUCCAGUGUUGACACAGAUCAUAAAGAAUGUAUUAAAGAUGUAUUAACUGUGUUAGAUUGGAAAAGUGAUAAAAUCAACACUAUAGGAAAACAAGUACCCGAUAUAGGAUUAUUUUAUGAGAAAUUUGUUACAGUAAUAGAAAAGUUAGAAAUUACGCCAAGUGAGCCCUAUUUUGGAGAAUUGAUGGAAAAGUCCUCCAUUGAAUUGUUACCAAGUAACAAAACAGAUUUUGUUAUUGAUUAUUCAAAAUUGAAUUUCAAUAAUACUUUAAGGUGCUUUAAUCAUUCUUCUCAUCUUACAGAUGAUUUAAAAUCAAGGUAUAUUGUCUUAUCUGUUAUAGGUACUUUUGAUGAUGACAGCGAUUCCAAAGGUGCAACAAUAAAGGAGAUUGCAUUUAGUACUUAA
Messenger RNA from Arxiozyma heterogenica, 3921 nucleotides. RefSeq names its product alpha,alpha-trehalase ATH1 (gene ATH1). Gene Ontology annotation, biological process: trehalose catabolic process. Gene Ontology annotation, molecular function: alpha,alpha-trehalase activity. The transcript has a single exon. Gene Ontology annotation, cellular component: fungal-type cell wall. The record is from RefSeq and is a predicted model, not a curated record. NCBI's taxonomy places the organism in Eukaryota, Fungi, Ascomycota, Saccharomycetes, Saccharomycetales, Saccharomycetaceae. The coding region runs from base 1 to 3921 and encodes 1306 amino acids.